GAGACACCUUAGUUGAACAGCCAAGGAGACAGGAGCUGAAACUGGGUAUUCAGGAUGAGGCUGACUCACCUGCUGGUCCUUGCAGCCCUUUUUGUUGGAGGUGCCUGCCAGUACACCCAUGGAUAUUUCAAUUGGCUUGCACGAAUUAUGGGAUAUUCUCGGUAUUACAGUAAUAAAUAUUAUGGGACUGAGCAUGAGCCUCCAUUGGCAACCAACUGCCCUGCUGAAUGCACCUGUCCAUCUAUUUUUCCCAGAGCUAUGUACUGUGAUACCCGUAGGUUAAAAUAUAUCCCCGAUGUGCCAGCCCGGAUGAAAUAUGUUUACCUGCAGAGCAACCAGAUCGACGCUGUACCAGAUGGAGUCUUUGACAAUGCUACUCAUCUUGUCUGGGUUGUCCUCCAUUGGAACAAAAUCUCCAGUGACAAGAUAGGUGCAAAUGUAUUCUCCAAGCUGACAAGCCUGGAGAGAAUGUACUUGGGACAUAACAAUCUGACCAAGAUUCCCUUUCCUUUGCCAAAGUCACUGAGGGAACUGAGAGUUGCAGGAAACAAGAUUUCAACUGUUCAACCCAAUGUACUAGAAGGUCUCGACAACUUGACUAAGCUACUGCUGAAUGACAAUGAGCUGGAAGAUAUCGGAGGCUCUCUCAGAGUUUUAAAGUCUUUGUCUUACUUGGAUCUCAGCAACAACCACUUAAAAAAACUCCCUGAAGUACUUCCAGAUUCACUGCACCAGCUCUACUUGGACUUCAAUCACAUCAGCUCAAUUCCUACUGAGUACUUCCAACAGUUCCCUAAACUUCAAUAUGCACGGAUCUCAAACAAUGAGCUAACAGAUAAUGGGAUACCUUUAAACACAUUUAACGUGUCCAAUUUAAUUGAGUUAGAUCUCUCCCAUAAUAAACUGCAGAAGAUUCCUCCGGUCAAUGAGAACUUAGAACACCUGUAUCUACAUGCCAACAAAAUCAAAGAGUUUACUGUGGACAGCUUCUGUAGAACCAGGGGAUUAAUCAGCUUCUCCAAGAUUCAAGUGCUUCGACUGGAUGGCAACAGCAUCAAGCAAGAUAAUAUUCCACAAGAAGUAAACAGCUGUCUUCGCCAAGCAAGAAUAAUAAACAUUUGAUGUGUAUUCAUAUAUCUUAUUACAAUGCCCAUUUACACAUGUAAACUUCCUUCUACAGCUGGAGUAUAUAAUGACUAGGCAUCCAGCUUCUUCAGAGGCUUCACUUGUAUCUUAUUUCUCUCGUGAUUUAGUUAGUGAUUUGUUGUAGCAAGAUAGAGAGCUAUUCCUCCAUGGAUCAACUGAACAAAUUAUUCCCAUUGCAUCUGAAACUUUUUCUUCAGCAUUACAGUGCUUUGGCAGAAAAUCAAGCCAAGCGUACUUCAUGAUCUGUUACAGAAUAUGCCACCACGCCAAGUCACUCAUUACAUUGCUCCCUCUGCUGUUUAUUGGGCUGAAAAGGAUGAGCUUCCACUCAGCUGCAGGCAGCUAUUAAGCCAACUUUAUUUACACCUCCCAAACAGCGAAGGCAACACUAAAAGGGCAGUAUAAUAAUACGCUCAGCUCUUGCAACAUCUAUGCCCUGAUCUCAGGAAUUUUCAUCGAAACAUUUAUUAGCUUAAUGCUUUGAAUUGCCAUCCACUAAACUAUAAAAGACACCAAAACUUUACCUCUGGUUUAGAUACAAUCUAAUAAAGCAUGAUACCAAUUGGCUGAUUUCUGGAGGCCAUCAUGUGUCAUAGUUUUGGAAUGAUGUGGAGGUGCAGGUGUUGGACUGGGGUGGACAAGGUCAGA
Molecule: messenger RNA, 1794 nt
Organism: Chiloscyllium plagiosum (whitespotted bambooshark)
Lineage: Eukaryota; Metazoa; Chordata; Chondrichthyes; Orectolobiformes; Hemiscylliidae
Gene: fmoda
Product: fibromodulin a
Molecular function (GO): protein binding
Source: RefSeq, a predicted model, not a curated record